AUGUACAAAACGCCCGGAGAGGAAAAGAAAAUUGUCGAGGAAGGUCUCCUCUACUUGAACAGAACUUCAGGUUCUCUAAUCUUCGAGCAUUUUAUGGAACAAUACGAACAACCUUGUCCUCAAGUUCAUGCAGAAGUUCAAGUAUUAGAGCAUUUUUACCAGAGAAAGCUCUCCUUUGCGGACGGCGAUCGAUUUAUUGCUUGCAGCAAGCCCGCUUGCCUUUGCUGUGAGCUAUACUUCAAGCAUCAUCCAGCGCGCAUGGUGCUGCCUUCAUCACAUCGGAAGGUCUGGACAAGAUGGAGUCCUCCAGCCGUGAAGGUAUUUACCAAGAAUGACAUGGCAACUCGAGAGCAAACCCAGAUUAUGAGCAAGAUUACGCAAGAGCUCCGUGACCAGAUCACUGACCAAGUUUUGCGGCGCUCACAAGCAAGCCGCUGGCAUCCAGACUCUAUAACUUGCAUCACGGAGAUGCACUCUGCAAGUAACUUUAAGUCGCUUGACGAGCAAGACAUUUGCGAAAAUGCAUACAGCGAAUCUGUUGCAGAUCCCUUGGAUAGUCCAGAGACCGGAGAGCGAGGUGGUCUAGAUCAGGAAAUUGAUUCGGACGAUGGCGGCGUGUCCAUUCAUAUUUAA
Penicillium samsonianum is the source of this 633-nucleotide messenger RNA. RefSeq names its product nucleic acid/nucleotide deaminase domain-containing protein. NCBI's taxonomy places the organism in Eukaryota, Fungi, Ascomycota, Eurotiomycetes, Eurotiales, Aspergillaceae. The record is from RefSeq and is a predicted model, not a curated record. The coding region runs from base 1 to 633 and encodes 210 amino acids. The transcript has a single exon.